This is a messenger RNA of Herpailurus yagouaroundi (jaguarundi), 1391 nucleotides long. It is a transcript of the gene CLTB, whose product is annotated as clathrin light chain B. Gene Ontology annotation, cellular component: postsynaptic endocytic zone cytoplasmic component; clathrin coat of coated pit; clathrin coat of trans-Golgi network vesicle. The coding region runs from base 197 to 886 and encodes 229 amino acids. The record is from RefSeq and is a predicted model, not a curated record. The transcript is spliced from 6 exons. Gene Ontology annotation, biological process: intracellular protein transport; clathrin-dependent endocytosis. Gene Ontology annotation, molecular function: clathrin heavy chain binding; structural molecule activity. Lineage: Eukaryota; Metazoa; Chordata; Mammalia; Carnivora; Felidae.
CAGCUGCAGUGACAGGCGAGCCGGGCCCGGUGGCGGAGAGGAAGUGCGGGGCCGCCGCGCCGCGCCGAGCCAGUCCCAGCCGAGGCCGGCUCCCGGGCGGCUCGGGUGACAGUGUCGCGGCCGCCGGGCGCAGCGCCGGGCACGCGCCGGGCAGAGCCGAGCGCCAGGCGGACGCUUCAGUAGAGACGCGGGGAAAAUGGCUGAUGACUUUGGCUUCUUCUCGUCGUCGGAGAGCGGGGCGCCCGAGGCGGCGGAGGAGGACCCGGCGGCUGCCUUCCUGGCCCAGCAGGAGAGUGAGAUCGCGGGCAUAGAGAAUGACGAGGGCUUCGGGGCACCUGCCGGCAGCCAUGCGGCCCUCUCCCAGCUGGGACCUGCGAGUGGGGCUGGUUUUGAGGACAUGGGGACCACCAUCAAUGGAGAUGUGUUUCAGGAGGCUAACGGUCCAGCAGACGGCUAUGCGGCGAUUGCCCAGGCUGACAGACUGACUCAGGAACCUGAGAGCAUCCGCAAGUGGAGAGAGGAGCAGAGGAAACGGCUGCAGGAGCUGGAUGCUGCCUCCAAGGUGACAGAACAGGAGUGGCGGGAGAAAGCCAAAAAGGACCUGGAGGAGUGGAACCAGCGCCAGAGUGAACAAGUCGAGAAGAACAAGAUCAACAACCGGAUCGCUGACAAAGCAUUCUACCAGCAGCCAGAUGCUGAUAUCAUCGGCUAUGUGGCAUCUGAGGAGGCUUUCGUGAAGGAAUCCAAGGAGGAGACCCCAGGCACAGAAUGGGAGAAGGUGGCUCAGCUGUGUGAUUUCAACCCCAAGAGCAGCAAGCAGUGCAAAGACGUGUCCCGCCUGCGCUCAGUGCUCAUGUCCCUGAAGCAGACGCCGCUGUCCCGCUAGGUGCCUGUUACAAGCAUGGCCACAAAGCAUGGGCUGGGCCUGGGCACAGGAGGAGCAGCUGCUUCAGCCAGGGGGGGCAGCACCUCCAGCAGCUGCUACACACAGCCUAUUCCGUUCCUCCCCAUCUCCCGGGGCUGGGAAGGGAACCCUCACCCCUCUCACCCCAUUUCCUCCUAGCCCUGUGGCCCAGCCCUUCACACCUCCUCUCAGUCCACAAAAUUGUGACUGUCCCUCCUGACGUAUUUUUUUUUUCUUGGCUUAAAGGGUGUGUUGUUAACUCUUUUUACACUUAUUUAUUAUCAUUCUCAUUUCUCCGGAAGCCAUAACUGGUGUCAGGGCUCAGUUUGUGCUUAGAACUUUCCCAGCUUCAUGGCCUUGAGACAAGGUGAGGCUAUUCCCCCAGAACCCCUCCCAGCUGGAAGUGGGUGUCCCAACUUGUAUAUGUCUGCUGCCUCCCUCUCCAGGAGGAAAGACAACCUCUAAUGGAAUGCUUUUGCAACCUUGA